ACCACACGGACAGGUCACGUACAGGACGUGAGCAUUAGUGUUAGUGAGCCGUUAAGCGUUUGGAAGCGUAGUUGUACGGAAAAAGUGGAUCUUGCGUCGAACGAAAUACAAAUUGAGUAUAUGGAAGACAUCGAAAAUGUUGAAAAUAUCGAUGACGUUGAAGACAGCAACAUGGACUUAAUUAAUAAUGCGAACGUAAAGAGGUAUAUUCGUGAUAGACAAAUCCAUUUGAAUAUUACGAUGGAUUGGAAUUUAAAAGACGGUACCGAUUCACUAACGAAUCGGUAUUACAUGGUAUUUCACUGAAAAUCCUUGACGAAUUGAAGAAAUUCAAUAACCGUGGUCUGCCAAUUCCGCCACAGUUGCAAUUGUUCCUGUUUUUGCGAUAUUAUGCAAGUGCAAGUUUUCAGGUAAUUUAUAUUCGAUCCUCGGACAUCUCGCAGCCCACGAUUUCCCGAAUAGUCACGCGUGUCAACAAGGAUGAACAAUAUGGAUGAAGUCUUUAGAAAUCGAAAAAGAUACUUCUCACUGAAUGUGCAAGUAUGUUUUCAUACAUGUUUUUAGUACAACAUUAUGGUUGAGCAAUUAUAUGAUUGCAUUCUUCAAUUAUAAACCUUAUUACGGGCGGUUGUUGGGCCCAGAAUGGCCAGGCAGUGCGAACUAUUGCCGGAUAUUCCAGAACUCUCGUCUCUCUGUGGAGACGAAAUUGGAUGUGAUGCUGGUUGGUGACAGGGGAUAUCCCUGUUUGCCAUUCUUAUUGACCCCGUUCGCAGAUGCCAGAACAGAUGAAGGAAUAGCCUUAGUAUCUUAUAUAAUAAUACCCAUGCUAGAACGAGUUACAUUGUUGAACGUACCUUUGGCGUUUGAAAACGAAGGCUUGUCUCAGGCUAGUCGAAGGGUAGUGACCAGUGCGAAAUAUGCACCGUGCUGUACAACAUGUCACUCAUAUGCAGGGUCAUGUUGCCAGAAAGAAACGAGGACGAAGAAACAAACGGACAACUUGAAGUGCCAGUAUGGAAUAUUCAAAGUCUUCAACCUUCGAGCGGCUUAGCUGCUCGAGAGGCGUUAAUUGAACAUUU
Messenger RNA from Ceratina calcarata, 1079 nucleotides. RefSeq lists its product as uncharacterized. Bases 533 to 1051 code for a protein of 172 amino acids. The record is from RefSeq and is a predicted model, not a curated record. The transcript has 3 exons. NCBI's taxonomy places the organism in Eukaryota, Metazoa, Arthropoda, Insecta, Hymenoptera, Apidae.